AAAAAAAGGGUUUAAUAGUCCACACACAGCUCCAUCAUGACAUCCAUCGUUUUAACCACGCGUGCGUGUGUGGCUCUGGACAAACCGACGCCCCGAUCCAACCAACCCAAUCCAUCAUCCGUCCCAACACCAUCGCACCGUCUCCUCCGUGCACCUUCGCGCGAACGCACGCUGGCCCAUGUGCACGAGCGUCGGAUUUAUGCAAACAGCGCCUCGUGUGCACGCGCCUCGGGUUUCUACACACAGCCCGUCCCGUGCACGCGCCUCGGGUUUCUACACACAUCGCGUCGCAUCACGCCAUCGGAGUCUCCGCCAGCUGCGCAGCCUCACUCCGUGACAUCAGGGCAUCCACUGCUCUACGCGGAUUUAUCUUUAUUUAAUUCAUUAAGUUAUAUAAUAGAGUCCAGGACGCAGCGAGCCCUCGAACUACUGAAUCUCCGGAUCCGGCGUCCUGAUAGACUUGAAACGACAGCGGUGACCCACAUAACUGACAAGAGAAGCCCGGUCGACGGAGACACACGCAGACACGCACACGCAGACACACACACGCAGACACGCACACGCAGACACACACGCAGACGCAGACACACACGCAGACACACACACGCAGACACACACGCAGACACAGCCAACUGUGCAGCAGCUCCCUGGCAGGAACAGGCGGAGAGGAGCGGCAGCAGCCGUAGGACCCCCCAGGACCCCCCAGGACCCCCCAGGACCCCCCAGGACCCCCGGACAUGGCGGACCCCCGCCUCACCUCGCCCUCCCAGACCCCCCUGCGCUCCCCCGGCUCCCGGCUCUCGCUCUCCUUCCCCUUCCUGCGGGAGGGCAGCCGGGUGUGGGAGGAGGGGGGGGAGAGACCCCGCACGCUGCCCAGCCCGCUGCCCACCAAGCGCACACGCACCUACUCCGCCACCGUACGGGCCCAGUCCGGUCCGGUCUUUAAGGGCGUGUGUAAGAACUUCUGCAGGUCACAAGGUCACGGGUUCCUGAAGCCCUCCCACGGUGGGGAGGACAUCUUUGUUCACAUCUCAGACAUCGAGGGGGAGUACGUCCCGGUGGAGGGCGACGAGGUCACCUACAAAGUGAGCCGCGUGCCGCCCAAGAACCUGAAGGUGCAGGCGGUGGAGGUGAAGAUCAUCCACCUGAACCCGGGUACCAAGCACGAGACCUGGUCCGGGCAGAUCCUCAGCUCCUAGGCGGGGGCGGGGGGGGGGGGAGAUGGGGG
This is a messenger RNA of Gadus macrocephalus (Pacific cod), 1228 nucleotides long. It is a transcript of the gene csdc2b, whose product is annotated as cold shock domain containing C2, RNA binding b. The coding region runs from base 738 to 1199 and encodes 153 amino acids. The transcript is spliced from 4 exons. Lineage: Eukaryota; Metazoa; Chordata; Actinopteri; Gadiformes; Gadidae. Gene Ontology annotation, biological process: regulation of mRNA stability. The record is from RefSeq and is a predicted model, not a curated record. Gene Ontology annotation, molecular function: mRNA 3'-UTR binding. Gene Ontology annotation, cellular component: cytoplasm.